This is a messenger RNA of Gadus chalcogrammus (walleye pollock), 1288 nucleotides long. RefSeq lists its product as uncharacterized. The transcript has 2 exons. The record is from RefSeq and is a predicted model, not a curated record. NCBI's taxonomy places the organism in Eukaryota, Metazoa, Chordata, Actinopteri, Gadiformes, Gadidae. The coding region runs from base 95 to 613 and encodes 172 amino acids.
CCUACCUGCUAUUUGUGUCACAAGCACUUCCUGUAAUGUUUAACUGGCAGUUGUUUGAUAGCGCUAGAGCCAAAUAUCUGAAGAUGCUCCAGAGAUGAGUACCAUUCUCUUCUCCUCCCUGCUGCUGUCUGUGGUGUUGGCCUCAGCGCCACCAACCCUUGAUACUGACGAGGAUCUGCAGAAGACCGGCUUCGGUCGUCCUCCCCCUCGCCAUGGCCUCAGGCUGCUAAAGUGGUACGUUAAAGCGUGCCUGGAUAACAACAUGGAGGCUCUGUGCGACCCCGUCGCCGGAGAAUACGGAUUCCACCCGUUUGGCAACGAGGAGGACCUGCUGCCCAGGCUUCCAGACGGGCAGCCAUUGGGAUACUUCACCAUCGGCAACCUCCACUCACCCCACGCAGAGGACCUGCCGUAUGAUGUGAGGAAGGACUACGACCCCAAUGACCCUCUGAGCAACGAGGACAGAGUACUGGUCAAGUACAACGAGAACACCCAGCAUGUCUCUGACAUCUUCAUCUCCGAGCAUUACAACAAGACUAGGACCUACAUCAUCGGCCCCAAACUCCUUGCCUUCCUCAGGCAGCUAACGCACCACUUUUACAUAGAAAUGUGACGUGUUAGCUCUAGGUUAUGUUUAACUGCAUUUUCUUUGUCUGUGUGAAGCUUUUAACAUUCAUAAUCAAUUCGGAAUCAUUUGCUGAACUCAUCAGUUUUUCAAUUUAAUUGUUUCAUAAAUGCACAAAUUUUAAGAUCACAUAUGCAAUGAAAAACUUUAAAGGGAACGUUUUAGGGGAACAGACUUUAUUUUUGUUUGCGCUCGUUAAAAGUAACACAUGAACAGCUGGUGCGCUAGAUGAGUGAGGCUCAGCUUCAUUUUAGGAUCUUUGUGGUGAUUGGUUUGGAAAUGAAACUCAGAUGCCUGAAAAACCAAUACCAUUGUUUUGCUACCUUAUUCCGUAAUGGGUAAUAGCGUAUAAUCAUUUUAAGCAAUAACAAUUUGAAAAAUACAAAUCCUCACAUACACUGACAAGUGUUUGUGCUUUUAUUUAUGCAGUUAUAUACAUAUCUGUAUAUUCCUUUAUCAACCAUUCAACUAACAGAGUUCAAUGUGAUAUUAUUAGAAAUGUAUAUGAAAUGAUGGUUUUGUAGUACAUCAUAUGUAUUUCCAUUGGUUUCAGACGAACUGGGAACAGAUUGAGAGGAAAUGAUACGAAAAAGAACAGUAAUAAUACAAAUGUAUUGCAUUAAUAAAGCACUUGUUGAUGCACUCUGGUCGCAUUAUUAAUAU